AUGAGACUUGUGGGCGCGAUGAUACUUACAGUCGGAUACGCUCUAAACAGUGUAUUGCGCACGUCGCUGAUAUCGGAUUCACGCGAUUGUACUUACGGUACGGUCGUCGACAGUGGGGCCGAUUUCGCGCGCCAGCGACUCGGCCGCGACCGGCCUAGGCGCCGACGUCUUGGCCGUGGGUCGUCGCUCGCGCGCGAGGUCAACGCCGCGCCACCGCCACGCACCCAGCUACGGCUCUCCGUCUUACGGUUGCAACGAUCCCCGAGUGGGAAGGCCUCGCCACGUGCGGAAUGCCCCAUGACUGCGGGCUACGCGCCACACGUGCUGGGCAUCGCCAAGAGCUGCGUGGAACCAGUGGAGGGGCGUGACACACCGCCAAUAAUUAUAAGCGACCUAAAAAGCUACGUGGCCGAUAGUGGUACAGUCAGGGACAACGACCACGUCGCCCCAUUCGCGGGAACUGCAGUUGCGCUGUCGAACAACGAAUUGUUUGUCCGUAAUUCGAGUUUCAACUCGUCGACGUAUAUAUACCAAAAGCAAGCGGGCAGCCGAAAGCUUCCCCGUUUCUAUUUUAACGUCGGCAACACGUACCGCGGCAGCGGCGCGGUGCAUUCCGGCCGCAAGUUUAGAAAUCCGAGUCGUCGGUUACGAAGAGUGACGGAAGUGCCAAAGGCAAUGCCUGCGGCGUACAUCGAUCAUGGUUGUUUUUCAAACGGCCUGCGUAUUAGCACCCACUCGAUUUGCAUAAGAUAUCGAACUCUCGGCCGCCCGCGAUUCCUAUUCAAGCGAACCGCGUUCUGCACGGCGGACCUUGAGAUUCGGCGGCGGUCAGUGCCCGAGGCCUCCGUUGGAAGCUUCGGCGCUGUUGUGCGCUUCUUUCCGAGACCAUUCGUGCGCGCAGCGCGACUUUCUUGCGCUUGCCCCGCGAUUGGCGAUUUCGGUGGCGGUUUCAAGGACAACCGGGCCGAGUACGAGCACAAUGCACCAGGCUGCAGUGGUGGAGUCAGUCACCUCGUCCUAACGGGGCUCGCCCUAUACCCGCGCAUCGUCAUCGCAAUUGUCGUGCGAUCGCGCGCCGAUGCAACUGCAACUCCUAUUGCAUACGUAACAGCCGGGUACGCUGGCCGUAGACACGCCCCUGUUGCCUCAGGC
Iphiclides podalirius (scarce swallowtail) is the source of this 1152-nucleotide messenger RNA. Lineage: Eukaryota; Metazoa; Arthropoda; Insecta; Lepidoptera; Papilionidae. The record is from the annotation of a GenBank genome assembly.